This is a messenger RNA of Seriola dumerili (greater amberjack), 1513 nucleotides long. Its product is annotated as L-rhamnose-binding lectin CSL1-like. Gene Ontology annotation, molecular function: carbohydrate binding. The record is from RefSeq and is a predicted model, not a curated record. NCBI's taxonomy places the organism in Eukaryota, Metazoa, Chordata, Actinopteri, Carangiformes, Carangidae. The coding region runs from base 26 to 1513 and encodes 495 amino acids. The transcript is spliced from 19 exons.
ACCUACCACUGGGUCCUGUAAAGCCAUGCUGUGCAUCAGCACCACACUCUUCCUGGCAGCAACCUGCCUGCUUGCAAGUGCAGAUUUCCCCACAGAGACAGCUACCACCUGUGAGGGCUACAACAUCCAUCGGCUGAGCUGUGGUUUCGGAGUGAUCAGUGUUCAGACGGCGCUGUACGGACGUAAAGACAGGGUGAUCUGCAGUGAGGGAAUGUCUACAUACAAGACUGAAAACAUAUACUGCUCUCUGGACGGCGUGUUGGGCAUCAUCAAGAAAAGGUGUGAUGGAAAAAAGUUGUGUGAAAUCAACUCAAAUGUCUUCACACCUGACCCCUGCAGGGGCACCUAUAAAUACCUGCGGACCACGUACACCUGCCUCCCAUCAACUACCCAUGUGGUAUGUGAGAACUCUUUGGCACACCUGUACUGUGCUGCAGGGCAGGUUAUAACCGUCUACGGUGCUGAUUAUGGACGCCGCGACCGGACCACAUGCAUUUACAAACAGUCUGAAUCUAAGAUCCAAAAUACUGACUGCUAUAACCCCACCAACACAGUUGCUGAGAGCUGUAACGGGAAAAACAGCUGUACUAUCAAAGCAAGCAACUCUGUGUUUGGAGACCCCUGUUCUGGCACUUACAAGUACCUGGAGGUGUCUUACACUUGUGAAUAUCCUGUGACCAUUGUGAUAGAGGCUUGGUACUGGGAGGUGGGAGUGGCAAAGGGUCGUCAGUACCUGGGCUCAUCAGCACACCUGGCACACCUGGGCCCUCCCAGCCUCCAUCAGUCCCACUGCUCACCUGAGACGGGAUCUUCUGAAACCAUGCUCCGCUUCAGCCUCCGCACCGCACUGUUGCUGGCAGCAACAUGUCUGCUCAUGACGGCAGUUUCUACAGAGAGAGUUGUCACCUGUGACAGCAACAACAACGUCCAACACCUGAGCUGUGAUUUCGGGGUGAUCAGUGUGCAGGCAGCUCUGUAUGGACGUGCAGACAAUGAGACCUGCAGUCAAUGGAUAACUGAGGAACAGCUCAACGAUACACAGUGCUCUCAGAACGGCACCACAGACGUCCUCAGGAGGAGGUGUGAUGGUAAGAAGGUGUGUGAGAUCAACGCAAAUGUCAUUGGUACCUCUGACCCCUGCUUUGGCGUCCACAAAUACCUGGAGACCAUCUACACCUGCUUCCCAGCAAUUCACGUGGUUGCAUGUGAGCGCUCUCUGGCACAUCUGUUUUGUGAUGUGGGGCAGGUUAUAUUUGUCCUCGGAGCUGACUACGGACGCCGUGACCAGACUACCUGCUCUUUCAGACGGCCUGAACGUCAGAUCCAAAACGUUGACUGUUCAAGACCCACUAGCCAAGUUGCUGACAGCUGUAACGGGAAAAACAGCUGCACUAUCAGAGCAAACAACUCUGUGUUUGGAGACCCCUGCAGAGGCACUUACAAGUACCUGGAGGUGUCUUAUGUGUGUGACUAUCCUGGGCUCGCUCCUGAGGAGCCUGUGGAAACACACUGA